GAAUCAUCUUCAAAUAAUUUUCUGUGCUUUACUAAAUGUUUGAAUGUGGUUAUGUAUAUAUGGGUUCUCUUUUGAAAUUGUUAUUUUAUGUCCAAUAACUCCUUCAACUGAAAUUUUAUGACAACCCACUAUUUAAGAUGUCUGAGCAGUUCGACAUGGCCCUCUACAGCUUAUUGAGGCUAGCUCACUAGCUUCACACUCGUAGCAACGCUCUCAGCAGACCUGGAAAAGUAUAGCUAGCGCCUCAUUGAAAAUAAAAUGUUGGCUAAUUAAACAGUUCUCCUUAAAUAAGUUAGUUAUUCGAGAUUAAUGGGAAAAGAAAGUUAAUUGUAAUGGAGGAAAAUCCGAGUAAUGGCAACCUCGUAUCAGUUCGGACGAAUUUGACCUUAGUCACCAGCAGCCGAAGACAUGCGAAAAAUGUUUUCCCAUUCCCACAAGAGGAGGACGUUGAAUUUGACACCUCCGAUUCCAUGGGGAACAGUGAUGUUCUGGUGGGUGGCAAACAGUACACGUCCAUCCAGGAGUUUGCCUCCGCCAUCCCAAACCACCUGCUGCUGGGCUCACUGCUGGAGCACCUGUGCUUUGUGUAUGAGAAAAACCCACACCGCUCUCGCCUGCUCUUCAAAGUGACUGGUCAACGUUUGGCUGCAAUGAACCUUCUGUCUCCACUGGCAUUCAGUGAUGAGUUCAGCACAGUGAGGCUGCAACACAACAGAGCCUUCACUGAGCUUCUCCGUGCUGCUAGUACAUCGCUGUUCCCUCAGGAUCAUAAGUAUUUAAAUUCUGAUAACCAGAGCGUUACAUUAAGAUCAAAGGAGGGCCUCUUCCAAGCACAGACAUCUCGCUACCUCAGUGAGUUUGAGGAAAUAUGUACACUGGGCAAAGGCUCAUAUGGCAAAGUCUUCAAGGUGCUCAACAAGUUAGAUGGCCAGAAUUACGCUGUGAAGAAGGUUCAUAUCAAGAGUGUCACAAAGGAUGACUGCAUGAAGGUUCUCCGGGAGGUGAAGGUAUUGUCCAGUCUGCAGCAUGCCAAUAUAGUGGGCUAUCACACUGCAUGGAUGGAGCAUGUGCAACCUGCAGUGAAAACUGCCAAAUCCAUCCCUUCCAAAUUUCCAGCUCUGGAAACUAAUUCAUUGAGAGACGACAGUGCAGAGGAGAGUGAUGCCAGCAGCGUUGGCUCCUCCAUUGUGUUCAGGAGCUCUGGGAGUGCACAGGAUGCACUCACGGAUGUGAAGGCUUCAGAAAGCGCCCAGGAGCCAGGCUCAGUCUCCAGAGACCAGCAGAGCCCGGCGGCGUGUCCCAAAGCAGCCCUCAGCGAGGAGGACUACGUCCCCUGCGUGUUCCUGGGCCCGCAGCGCUCGGGGGCAGCUGGUUGCCCAGCUGCCAGCAGGGAGGGGUCAGCUCUCACAGGAGAGGAGCUCAGCAGGAACCAGCUGGAGAUUAAUAACAACUCCUACAUGGACGUGGACAGCCAGGUGUGGGAGGAGAAGUGCCCUAAGGAGGUGCAGUUCUGCCUCAUGCUGUACAUCCAGAUGCAGCUGUGUGAGCUCUCCCUUAGAGACUGGAUCCUGGAGCGCAACAGCAGGCCCAAAGAGGACCUCUCAGACGCCGAUCCUUACGGAUGUGUGGAUACAGAACGUACAUUCAACAUUCUUCGGGCAAUACUUGAAGGGGUGAAAUAUAUUCACUCAAAGGGAAUCAUGCACAGAGACCUUAAGCCAAGAAAUAUUUUCCUUCAUGGACUUGACUGUCACGUGAAGAUUGGAGACUUUGGCCUUGCUUGCAGAGAUAUCAUUGUGGAUGACCCUAUGCAGCUACCCACCAGCUCACACACCAGUGGCUCCUCACACACCACUGGGGUUGGAACAUUUGUCUAUGCUUCUCCUGAACAACUGGAAGGCUCUCAUUAUGACUCGAAGUCAGACAUGUACAGUGUUGGCAUGGUUGCACUGGAGCUCUUCCAGCCAUUUGGAACUGAGAUGGAGCGCGUGCAGAGAUUAGGGGAACUGCGGCAGGGGAAGGUUCCAGAAGCCUUGUCCGAGCGCUGGCCGGAGCUGGCCAAAUAUAUCUGCCUGCUGACCAGCCCAGAUCCCUCACUCCGGCCCAGCGCAGCCCAACUACUGCAAAGUGAACUCUUCAGCGGCACGGACAGGGUUAUCUGCAGAUUACAGAGGAAAGUUCAGGAGCAGGAAGAGGAGAUUGUUCAGCUGAGAAGACAAAUCAGCGAACUGCAAAGCUCACAAAAUGCAAUGCAACAGACGGACCUGACUUGACUACACAAUGGAAGAAGCUGCUUAUAUCAGGCUUAAAUUUAUGUGUACCAUAUGUGAAUAAAUUAUUGCAGAUUACAGUUUUAUGAGAAUCACAUUCUACAUUUGACUGUGCCAUUUUACAUUACUAAAAAAGUAAACCUUGUGACUGUGA
Messenger RNA from Anguilla rostrata (American eel), 2424 nucleotides. RefSeq names its product eukaryotic translation initiation factor 2-alpha kinase 1 (gene eif2ak1). Gene Ontology annotation, cellular component: nucleus; cytosol; cytoplasm. Gene Ontology annotation, biological process: protein phosphorylation. The coding region runs from base 333 to 2273 and encodes 646 amino acids. NCBI's taxonomy places the organism in Eukaryota, Metazoa, Chordata, Actinopteri, Anguilliformes, Anguillidae. The transcript is spliced from 15 exons. Gene Ontology annotation, molecular function: ATP binding; eukaryotic translation initiation factor 2alpha kinase activity. The record is from RefSeq and is a predicted model, not a curated record.